Molecule: messenger RNA, 9401 nt
Organism: Aplysia californica (California sea hare)
Lineage: Eukaryota; Metazoa; Mollusca; Gastropoda; Aplysiida; Aplysiidae
Exons: 2
Coding region: 682-8811 (2709 amino acids)
Source: RefSeq, a predicted model, not a curated record
GCAUCGCUACGUCCUUGUGGAAGGUCCCCAUGUUGACAGUGGUUUGAUGCAUGAGACAAGGCUACUUAGAUCUACUUAAGAAAAGUUUGUUAUUUGGACAGAUGGUAACAAGCUCACGGGUGUAACGUGGGUCACCACGGUAGGGGUGCUCGCACCGAGCUACUCCAAGGUUGGUUUACUUUAGUCAGUCUGUAUGUAGAUCUAGAAUCUAGAUCUAGAUUCUAGAGUCUAGUUUCCCCAUCGGUCGUACCUUCAAUCUUCAAGUUGCGCCUCCGCGUCGUAGCCUGUAGCCACUCUUUUCCUCUUAGCUUCUAUUAGUCUAGAUCUAGAUCUAGAUCUAGAUCUAGAUCUAGAUGCUAUAUCUACAGACUAGAUCUAGAUCUAAAUUUACAUUACUGGAUCUAGAUUCUAAAAAUCUAGAUCUAGAACAAGAUUUAGACCUUGAUUCUUUUCUUAACAUCAUCGAUGUCCGAAGUCAGUUGGAAAUCAACAUGAAUACAAUUCAGCGACGACAUUGAAUAACCCAAGCCCAAUGUCAAUAACUUGGUCAAGAUCAAUAACAAAAUCCAGGUCCACCCUCUAGGGAAGGGCCAGUGGUACAAAUGGCGACUUCAAGCUAAUGUAAAGACAUCUCUUCGGUAACAGUAAUAUCUACUCAGGGAUCCAGUUCGAAAUCUCGACAUGGAUGCCAAAGAAGAGAUGGGCACUCGUGAUGGGCCCAAACUGAACAGUUAUCUGAAGUCAAGUCGGAAAUCGAGGUCCCCUGGAAAGUCCAUCAAGCGGUUUUUAGCCAGACUGAUUAAGCCAGCAAAUGUAAAGGCAAAGAGAGCACAACAAGGAGACGGCGAGUUUCAAAGACCUCUACAAAAGGAUCAGGAAGAGGAAGCAGCUCUCGAUGAUUAUAAAUCGAAAUGUGGUUCCUGCAAACAUAGGUACAAGUUCUCUUUCCUUGAUCUAUGUGAAGAGAAGCUGAAGAGGGAAAAGGAAGACUGUGAAGAAGGAGAAGAUAGGAACGUAGAAGAUUCUGCAUGUGAAGUUCAAGUAGUGGAGGGAGAAGACUGUGAAGAUGAUAUAUCUACGGGAAGUGACCAGUGUCAAGUAUCCGUUUCAGAGGAAAGAUCUAACCAAGCAUGCCCGCCUACGUUUCGUUAUAAAUGCAAACGCGGGCCGUACAAAACAGAGAUAGACGUGUCACCGUGCGAACCCCGACAUACUGGUCCAACAGAUAGUUGUGAAGAUGAAGAGAAAAGAGGCCAGGAUGAGGAAGACGAGUGUAUUGAUGGUGAUGAAGUUGAUGAGGGUGAUGAGGGUGAUGAGGAUGGUGGUGAAGUUGAUGACGACGAUGAUGGUGAUGAACAUGAUGAAGAAGAAGAGGAUAAAAAUGAUGAAUGUGAGUGCUGCCAUGUGGAAGAUGAAGAAGAUGAUGACGAUUGCGAUGAAGGAUGUGAGGAAGAGGACGAUUGUGAGGGGGAAGAGGAGGAGGAGGAGGAGGAGGAUGAAACAGAGGAGGGAGAUACGGGCGAUGAAGAUAUUGAUGAAUUAGCAGAGGGGUGUUUUUUCUUUAGUAAGAAAGACUUAAAAAGUAUAUGUGAAAAAUACAGAUCUUAUGACGAAGAUCUGCCUUGCGAUCUGGAAACCGAAAGCGAAAUGAAAUGUAACAACCAACGAGAUAGAUGUUAUUGUGAAUCCUACGUGGAUCCAAAGUCUGCUCAAUCAUGGAGGGAUACAAAGGAACAAUUGAUGAAGGAAGAAAUAGAAAAGGCGAAGGAUGAGAGAGCUGGCAAAUUUAGAUCUAAAAACGGUGAUCGGGAUUACUUAGCCAUAUAUGGAGAUUGUGAAUGUUCUGUAGAGUUCUUUGGAGAGCUGGAUGACAAGAAGGAGCAGCAGGAAGGAGACUGCCACGCCAUCACCCCCACACAGCCCUGGUGUGUGUGCCCAGAGACAUCUGGCGAGCACAUAACCUACGCCACUUCUGAGGAAACGUGUCAAGACGUGUACUUUGGUGCUGGAGAGAGAGCUAACAGCAAGGCAGAGACCUGUCAAAUGGAGCUGGCAGACGAGAAAGAAAGUACUACAUCCGGGACUCCAUACUCGCCACCAUGGCUAUAUAACAACGGCGAGGAGAGCUCCGAGCAAGUGUUUUAUUCUAGCAGAGAACCACCAAAAAACAAGGGUGAUGGCGAUAACCAAACCACGAAGCUGAAAGAGGAAGAGUUACCUUCAAGCGACUGGUACGAAGGUCCAGAGUACUGUGGGGAUUCCCAAAGAAGCAAAAACAAACACAGGUUCCUCAAAGAUAAGCAACAAACAACGGUCCCUGUCAUUGAGGCUGAAAGCACGCACUUUUGCCCCGGAGAACAAUACGAUCAUGAUAAAGAAGAUACGGAUUCCUGGUAUUACCAACAGAAUGGCAAUCGUAACUGGAACAACGUCGAUGAAUUGGAAAAUGAUGGGACCGAAGAAAGAACAACAGCAGACACGUCUGUCGUAGGGGAGAGUGUAGAUGAUCUUUUCAUGCACGACUCGGAGUCGGAACUCGGUGACGAGGAAGAGACUGAAGAAAAUGAAAAUUUUUUCCCUAAUGAUGCUCGAGAUGAUUUCAACUAUGAAGACGAAGGGGACUCUCAAGAUGAUAACAUUUAUUAUGAAUCACACACUUUGGAAACCGGACGUAUGUCUGCGUGUUCUAGUGACUCCAGUUUGUACGCCAAAGACGAACCGGCUGAAUCUGUAGUGUAUAAUAAUAGAGAGGACAAAUAUCUGAAAAGUACUGCCGAUUCUGAUGAUUUGGGUUUGUUUGCUCUGCCCACAGUUCAGGACGAAAUCAAAGACGAGAGUAAAGAAAACGUGGCACCGGCGGCCUCAAAGGUCACGCCCAAUGUGAUCCCCGGUAAAAAGCACACUCGCUCUGACGGGGAAGGGGACAGUGUUCUGGCCCUGGUCAAUGAAAGCUUCAAUCAAGUAAUGAACGUUGUGGAGCCUAGAGGUCUGCACCGUAGCGAAGACAGACUCACUGUUAGUUUGGCGUCCUUUGCACACGACCAGUUUCAGUUCUGCAAGCAGAUGCUGACCUCCUUUGGAGGCGACGCAGAGGUGAAUUGUGAUCUAUCAAAACCAGACCAGGAGGCCUGUACCAAUGGCGGUUCUGACGAAACGCCAGCGGACAACGAAAAUGUCCUCGGAGGUUCUGACGAGGAAGACAGAAAACUAACAAAGCCAAGGACACCCUAUCUUCAAGAUCUUCAUAUGCCUGUUGAUGGCUUGAAAGUAGAAGACUCUGAAGAAGUGGAGGAUGAAGAUGAAUCUCAAGAAGAAGAAAAUGAAAAUGAUGAUGAUGAUGAUGAUGAUGAUGAUAAUGGUGAUGAUGAUGAUGAUGAUGAAGAAGAAGAUGAAGAGGAGGAAAAAUGUAAUGAUAAAGAUCUCCAUAGUAAAGACCAAAGGCCAGCUGGGUGUCAAAGAGAUACUGAUGGUUGGUUUUCCGAAGACCAUAAUUCUAUAUACCACAACGAUUUCUGUAGAGGAGUUACCGAGUGCUUCAGAAGCGAACACAAUGCUCUAAUAGCAAACACAUGUAGUGUGGUUACUGCAAAGACGGAAGAGCAGGAAAACUGUGUAGAUGAUGAGGAUGAUGAUGACGACGAAGUGGAUGACGAAGAGGAAGAGGAGGAGGAAGAUUCACAGAGUCAGAUCAACGGACACAUGUACCAAGGAAAAUCUGUGGAUAUCACCAGUGUCAAACCGAUUGAUCCAACGGUUGAAACGGUUUCUGAAGUUGAACAGGUUUCUGAAGUUGAAAAAUUUGAAACUGAUCCCAAAAUUGAAAUAGCAAAUACCCUUGACGAGGAGGCUACUGUAUUGAAAGAAAAUACCACGUCAUUAUCGAACAAUGAAACUAAAGUGAAAAGUAAAAGAGAAGACCCUGCUACAAAGUUUUUGAAUUGGUUGUUACCUCGAGAUAUGUCGAAAAAAAAGGGGCAUUCUGAAAAAGGAAGUGACUCUGUACCCAGCAACCAAGAGAAAGACAAAGUACAUGGUGACGGUCGUCGUAGAACGAAGGAAAACAAAAAAGAAACAGGCAAAUCUCUGGAAGAGGAAGGGCUAUUAGAAGAGGAACGAAAAGAAAGCAACGUCGAGGAGGUCUCAAAGAAAGUCGAGGAAAAUGUUACAUUAGACGGCUUGGUGAAUCAGCCAUCUGAAGAACUACCCCCGGCAAGCAUAUCUGAGGGAAUAAUAGAAAUUGCACCGGACGAGGAUCCAUCACAGAAUCUGACGAAACAGUCUUUGGAAAAGACGCAUCCAGAAAGCAAGACUGAAAAAAUAUCAAAAAUGGCUAAGGAAGAUAUUCCUUUGAAACAAGAAGACAAACAGCUUGCAGAUGAAAUACGCCAGACUACAACUACUAGCAAAGACAGUGAGUCUGAGAUUACGAGAUCGCACUCAUCAGUAGGUAUGGCACCUGAAACUGCGGAGGAAGAGGGUUUGUCUGAGCAUCUUAUGAAAGAGCGCUUAUCGGACAUUGAUCAGGAAAAGCAAGUUAAGAAAAAAGCAGAGAACGUAAAGGAAGACAACCAGUCUCAGGUUCAGCAUGACCAAACGUCUCGAGAGAAAACGCCUGGAGUGCAAAAAAACUCAUCGACACGUCGGUCUGGCAUUUUGGAGCGAACCGCACCCGAAGGUAUCCCGGAGGUUAUCGAGAAAGAUGUAGGCACAGCUAUGAUGGUUCCGAAAAUCUAUAAAAAAAUUGAAACCAACAAGCAGACUCGGCCCCGCUCUCCGAAACGUGCGACUAAUGAGACGAACAGACCCUCGUGGCAACUGAGCCCGAAAGCGAAGAGAGAACUUGUAGAAAAGAAAUAUGGUCCCAUCUCCUCUGACUCAAAAGGUUUUAAACGUCAACUGUACAACUGGCUGAGGAAAUCUUCUUCGCCUUCAUCAAAUUACACGCAUCGGCGAGGACAGAAACACUCCAGCGCAAGCCCCGUCUCUGAAAGAGAGAACAAAUAUCCUCGAAAGUCCAGUAGCAACCGAUGGAAAGAAGGUAAACGUGACCUUCGCCCUUCUUUCCCACCUCCAACAUCGGAAAAGGAAGUGGACAUGGAGGUUAAAAAGCAGCAGGAAGCUUCACUUGUUGCCGAGCAAUUGAGAAAACGUGCGGAGCCAGAAUCCAACAAAUCGUCAACACAUGAACUAAAAAAGUCAAUCAAAGGUGGGGGAUACGUAUUUAAGUCCAUUGAUAACAAUUAUAUUACCAGUUCCACCGGGAAAGAUGGUAAAAGAAGUAAAGGCAAGAUGAACAAGUUACAAAGGAGAAAAUCUCCUUCCACAAGCAGACCGCGACUGUCACACAGGCGCAGAUCUCCAUCGCCAAACAAAGCCAAUGAUACUUCCAAACGAAAGACUCCUUCGCCAAGUGAACCUAGUUUGUCAUCCGAGAGUAAAUCUUUACUGUCAAGCAAUACAGAUCGGUCCCUCACACGUAAAUCUCUGUUGUCUAGCAAAUCAGAUCUGUCAAACACAGAGAGGUCAUCAUCGCUCAUCAGAUCAAACUUGGCGAAGAAGCGGAGGUCUCCUUCCCCUAGUAAGACAAAAAAUGCAAGCAAACAGAAAUCUUCAAGCAAAACAAUUCUGUCAGCUAAGCAGAAAUCUCCCUCACCAAAUAAAACUAGCAUAUCGUCUGUGCUUGCACCGGCGAUGUCAGACAAGGAUGACUUGUUGCAGGCGAAGAGAUCUUUAUCCUUAAGUAAGUCAAACUUGAUGCAGGGGACAAAGUCGCCACCGCCAACUAAGACCGGCAUAUUGCAGAAACGGAAGUCUCCCACUUCUAGCAAAACGAACGAAGGGCAGAGGGGAAAAGGUGACACGAGCAAAUCUAGCACAACCGUGAAGACAGAAUCUGCCCCUGCCACCGCAACCACUAAUGACAACUCCCUCAAGGUUAAAGCCUCAAGAAGCAAGGGUAAAGUCACGGCGAAAAAGUCUAACAGAGAGGAAAUGAAACGGCAUCUCAAAUCUCCUCCGUCUCCUAGUCCCAGUCACAGGCGGCCUAUGCGAGGCGAGUCUUUGACCAGAUUCAACAAACCCAAAGUCCCCGAUAUGGCAGAGGAGACGGAAGAAAACACGGAAGAAGAGCACAUCUCCCCCAAGCUCCCUCGCACCUACAUGGCAGAUAUUUCCUCACGCGCAAAAGCAACAAUGGCGUUAAGAACUCACAUCAGACCCUCUACAGCCAUGGCUGGAAAAACGCAAGGAAAACAAGCGGUGAAAAAGACACUCGGAAGUCAUGGCCCCAACGGUAAAGCCACUAAGGCUUCAUCAGACAGCAAACUUCGAGACAAGAUGUUUCAGACUCCUCGAGAAACCAAGAGCAGUAUCUCUCGCAAAGAGUCCUCUAAGGGAUUGGUAACCCAUUUGUCUGGAGUAGCACACAGUCAAACCUGCAAUUCUGUAUGGGAAAAGACGGAAGAUUUCUCCAAAAAAUACGGCGACGAGAGCAUCCACAGCCGCGCUGACCGGCCGUUUUAUCACCUGUUCAUGAGUCUGGACGAAAGCAAACCCGAUAAAGAAGCAGCACCUGUAAAACCAAGAGUCACUGAAAGUGGAACCGUCAGGAAAACUCAGAGCAGGUGGAAAGUGGACAAGAAUGGAAAACUGCAAAAAAUUAGAGGGGACCACGGUUUUGAUCCUUCAGCAGAAGGCACAAAAAUCAUGAACUCAUCCUCUGAACCACCACCAGUUCACAAAACAUCUGCUCAGAACGUCGGGAAAGUCAUUGCGGCAGACAACAACCAGCAAAGAAGGUUUUCGUGGGCCAACAGGCGCCAGACAAUAGAUUUAAACCAGAACAAAGAUAUUCCGUCAGUGAGCAGUGAACCUGAGGACAAAACCGAGGAUUCUAAAACCGAACCGGAACCUGAACCUCGGAAACCGUCCCCGAUGAUGUCCUUCCGGAUCCGCUCAAACGCUGAUCGGGCAGAGGUCUUGCUCGCUGGGUCAGCUUCCGCCCAAAACUCACAGAACACCAACGACACGUCCACAACCCCACAGUCCACGGCAGUCCAAUCAUUUUACAUGCAACCGAAGAAGAAAGAGAACGAGGAGAUCCCUAUUCUAGAACCUAGUCAAGGUUCCUCACUUUUGUCAAGUAUUGCUGGUUUGAAUCCUUUCUCGAGGUUCUUAUUCAAGAGGUCUGAGACUGACCAAAAAGCAGUUUCCAAAACAGCAAGUGAUGAUAAAAGGAAACGAGGAUCUGGUGUUGAUUCGGAUACCCAGCUCCCCAAAUCGGGUGGAAGAAAAUCGCCUACCAGAAACUUAACUAUUAAUCUUGAGAAGAAAGAUGCCACUGCACGACAUCAUCAACUUAGAGACAGGCGAAAAACACAUGACGGUUUUCAUUCACGAAGUCAGAAGUACAAACCGAGUGAGCCCAUAUCGUCUGCUAAAGGGUCCAGUGUCGACGCAGAGUCACAUGAAGCCAAGCCUACAUCAAAUGAAGAUACAAGUCCCAAAAGAGAGAUGUGGCAAGUGCGAGCGGACGAGCUCAGACAAGAGAGACUUCGUGCUCGAGAACUGAAAGCUUUAGCUGAUCAAAAGCAAAACGUCCCCGAAGAGCAGAGCCUGAACCAGAUGGUGGAAGAAACCGACAAGUCUCGUGCCAGCGAUCUACAUAAAAUAACGUCCAUCAAACCAGAACGUGGUGUGCCACGAGCCAGACCUUACAACACGUCACGGAAAGUCCUGGAUCAUCGAAAUCUACAGACAAAAACGACCACCGGUGAAAAGGAAGAAGGCAAACUGGAAAAUGGUCGAGGAAAAGUAAAAACAGCUCACGGGAAUGACUCUAUAAAAAGUAACUCUAACAGCAACACCCACUUAGACAAAGCCUCCAGAAAAGGGCAGUACAAAUACAGAGUUCCUAGACGAUCUGUGAACACGGAAGCGCUUAUGGAGAACUCCAACAACAAUAAUGUUCGCACAAGAGACGUGUCCAGCCACCAAACAAUCGGCACCAAGUCGCAUGCGGAGGGACCACCGACCCACGAGAAAAAGUCGGACGACAUUCACCAGAAGUUGGAGAAAAGUUUGGAGGUUGGAUCAAGUAUGAUCUUGACUUUGGAAACGCUCAUUGAAUGGCACGUCAUUUCCAUCUGCGUCCUCUUCAUGCUCUUCAUAGGCAUGUGUUGCCCAUGUGCACUGCAGCGCGCCUUGCCCUGCCCUGUGCCGUCCUUCUGCGUUAGUGUCAAAAAUGUUUUUCUCAUACCCCUGGGUCUAGCCUCAUCUCUCCCCCGUCGCGACAUGCCUUCCUAUUGGGGCAGGUGGUGGGACUCCAACACCACUCCUUCUUCGCAAUCUGAGGAGAGUCAUCGUCGUCCUUCCCCCUCGACACCCCCUCCUACUUCUCCAUCUUCUUCUUCCUCCUUCUUGUCCCGCGUGGUGGCCUGGCCUUUCAAGGUCCUAGCUGUGUCCUUGACCUACGGUCUCCUUGGCGUCGUCAAUGCCCUGGAUGCAAUCUUCCAGCUCUUCAUGAUCCCGAUCAAUGCCGGCCGCAGAGCCGGACAGUUGGAGGACUCCAGCUUUGGCGUGUAUCCAGGACACAGUCAGGGCCACCAGAAAAGCCUGAUGCAGCAAGGAGACAACAACGGGGGAAGCAAAACUGGCCCCGGUCUGCCCAUAGACCAGACACUAGAACAGCUCCGAAAGUCCUCCAGCCUUCUCCUGUACUUCAGCUUUGACAAGGUCGAGAAGGAAUGCGACAUGUCCUACCUCCGUGCCAUAUGGCUCCGGCUGAUCGGCAGCUACCCUCCAGAAUGCUGACUAACCACAGAACAGACUCAGAGCAUCAAGGGCUCGCUCUGCUAUACCCUGAAGCUCAAAUAGUCCGGUCUAAUGCAGAACUUUCGUAACGUCUUGCGGAAUAUAAGGGACAUAUAUGUACUAUCCUUAUGCUAUAUAUAAUAUGAUAGAAGAAUUAAUAACUGUCACAGUUGAUUUUACUGUGCUUUUGAGUUAAAGCAAGGAUCCACUUCGCUUCCAACAUGAUCUAAAUAGUGUCGAUGGGGGAGUAAAACUUCUUCAAUCAUUACAAAGAUCCACUGUCAUCAGAUACCUCCAUCAUGUUUAAUGCUAACAUCGUCAAUAUUAUGUCGAUCACUUGUUUUGAAACUGAAAAUACCGUCAAUAAAUCGACUGGAAUGCAUCUUGUUUCAACGUUUACCCUCUCUAGUUAAGCCAGUCCCCUGUGAUAGUAAUAACAGAUUGAGCUUUACAUUGUCCAAUUAUCUGUGCACUGGUUCUGAAAAACAAAAAUACUACCAUUAUUAGUUCCAUCUAGUUACAUCAAAGAAGACCGGUAACGUCUGUACCGAAUGCUACCCAAAUAAAACGCCAUCAUAGCACUUGUCUAA